CUACCUCACAGUUUCCAUUAACACAGCAGUUACCAAAUUCUUCUUCUUCUUCUUCUUCUUCUUCUUCUUCUUACUCUGUUUCAAAUAUGAGUACAGCAACCUUCAUCGACAUCAUCAUCGCCAUCCUCUUGCCUCCUCUUGGGGUCUUCCUGAGGUUUGGCUGCGGGGUGGAGUUCUGGAUCUGUCUGAUACUGACUCUUUUUGGUUACCUUCCUGGGAUCAUCUAUGCUAUCUGGGCCAUCACCAAGUGAUGUAGCCAAUCGUACUUCAUUUUCUGUGGUAGUCGUACAGAUGCAAAGGGCACAUAAGGCCUGUAGUUUUCACCGUUGGAUCGGAUAGCCCUUUGUUUGGUGUAGCUAAUAAUGUAGUGCGUCAUUUUCUACUUUGUAUCGAGUUCGUCAUGUUUCCCCAUCAUGUCCAUCUGUUGUGAACGGUGGGCCUUGGUUGGUAUUGUGGAUUAAUGUGUCAUAAAACAUUAAUUAUUUAUUUAAUUCUCAAUGUGGAUUUGAUUUAAAUUUUAUGUGAUUCUCAUCCACCCAACCCAGUAGGGUUUGGAGGGUAUCACUAGCUUUAUGAAUAAUAUUGAGUGCUCCAUUAUUCA
Messenger RNA from Rosa chinensis, 601 nucleotides. Its product is annotated as hydrophobic protein RCI2A. The coding region runs from base 87 to 251 and encodes 54 amino acids. Lineage: Eukaryota; Viridiplantae; Streptophyta; Magnoliopsida; Rosales; Rosaceae. The record is from RefSeq and is a predicted model, not a curated record. The transcript is spliced from 3 exons. Gene Ontology annotation, cellular component: membrane.